Lepus europaeus (European hare) is the source of this 861-nucleotide messenger RNA. RefSeq names its product carbonic anhydrase 6 (gene CA6). Gene Ontology annotation, molecular function: zinc ion binding; carbonate dehydratase activity. Lineage: Eukaryota; Metazoa; Chordata; Mammalia; Lagomorpha; Leporidae. The record is from RefSeq and is a predicted model, not a curated record. Bases 1 to 861 code for a protein of 286 amino acids. The transcript is spliced from 7 exons.
AUGAGGGCCCUGGGGACGCUGGUGGCCCUGCUGCUCCUGGGCUCCCAGGCCCACAGUGAGCCCGAGUGGACCUACUCAGAGGGGGCACUGGAAGAGGAGUCCUGGCCCCUGGAGUACCCGGCCUGCGGCGGGCAGAGACAGUCGCCCAUCAACCUGCAGAGGAAGAAGGUGCAGUACAACCCCUCCCUGCAGGUGCUGGAGCUGAAGGGCUACGACACCUACACGGGCGAGUUCUCCAUGACCAACAAUGGCCACACAGUGCAGGUCAGCCUGCCCCCGACCAUGCGCAUGACGACGUCCAAUGGCACCGAGUACAUAGCCCUGCAGAUGCACUACCACUGGGGCGGUGCCUCCUCCGAGGUCAGCGGCUCGGAGCACACUGUGGACGGGAUCAGGCGUGUCAUUGAGGUUCACAUAGUUCACUACAACUCCAGGUAUGAGAGCUAUGAUGUGGCCAAAGAUGCAUCAGAUGGUUUGGCCGUACUGGCAGCCUUCAUUGAGAUCAAAGAUUAUGCUGAAAACACCUAUUACAGCCAGCUAAUUUCUCAGUUGGCCAACAUCAGGUAUCCAGGGCAAGUCACCACUCUGACGGACCUUAACAUCAGGGAGAUGCUGCCAGAGAACGUCGACCACUACUACACCUACGAGGGCUCGCUCACCACCCCGCCCUGCUCCGAGAACGUCCUGUGGUUCGUGCUAGCAGACUCCGUGUUCAUCUCCAGGGCACAGGUUUGGAAGAUGGAGAACUCCGUACUGAAUCACCUGAAUGAGACCCUCCAAAACGGCUACCGCAGCACCCAGCCGCUGAACCAGAGAGUGGUGGAAGCCAACUUCCUGUACUCCCCUACUGAGUGUGAGUGA